GCCAGUAGAUGCGAUGUAAACUUUCAGCGAUAUGAAGAUGAUCAAGGGCACCGCUAUCUCGUUUACUGAUAGGAACAAAGGUAAUGUGGACGUACGCUCCGGCUGGCGGGUGCGGCACAGUUCACAUCGCAGAGGUCUGCAUGGAUGAUCGACUUGAGCUUAAUAAUGGUAGGCUCCAUUAUCGACCGGGUACAUAGGAUCAUUGUUGUCCAUAAAUAUUGGUUUGUGCCAGCUUGGCACAUCCACAAGCAUUUUUCAAGACUGUUCAAUUCUUCCCGUAGUGUAUCCCUGAUAUCUCGGUCCGACUGUCCGACAUGUUGAGACAAGCAGAGAGCAUGGAAAGAACACCAGAUACAGAACAGAGCGAUGACAUAGACGACUAUGGCCGUCGACGACCAGAAAUAUUCAGUAGUUUUGCCAAGGAGUUGGGACUCUGCUUUGCGAUUAUGUCGUCUCAAGUAAUGGCAGAGUAUUUUAUUUCGGGAUUCAAUGUCAUCGUGCCGACUCUGACGAAAGACCUGAGUAUACCUAUUGCAGAGUCUAUUUGGCCAGCAAGCGCGUUUGCUCUUACUGCUGGAAGCUCUCUCUUGAUCUUUGGACGCUUGGCUGAUAUCUACGGCGGCUAUGUUGUCUUCAUCGGCGGACUCGUGUGGAGCUUCAUCUGGUCGCUAGUUGCUGGAUUCUCCCAGAACAGACUCAUGUUGAUCUUCGCACGCGCUCUACAAGGUUUCGGACCUGCUGCCUUCCUCUCGUCUGGAGUCAUGAUUCUCGGCUCGAGCUAUCGACCAGGACCACGCAAGAAUUUGGUGUUCAGUAUCUAUGGCGGCUGUGCCCCUGUUGGAUUCUUCUCCGGCAUCUUCUUCUCGGGCCUAAGCGCCCAAUAUCUGAAUUGGCGCUGGUACUUUUGGAUUGGUACCAUUCUGACAGGAGUAUCACUGUUGUUGGGGUUGUUUUUCAUACAAUCAGACUUUCAUGCCAGACAGAAAGCAAACAGCAUGGCGGAAGUGAAGAUGGACUGGGCUGGCGGUGUGUUCUUGUUCUCUGGUCUCAUAUUGGUGGUUUUCGCAGUCAAUGACGGUGCCCAUGCGCCACAGAACUGGGGAACGUCGUACAUUAUCGUAUGCUUUAUCGUGGGUAUCUUUGUCCUCGGCGUCACGGUCUAUACUGAAGGCUGGUACGCUGAGCAGCCUCUGCUUCCCUCGAGCUUAUUUAAGGUGCCUCAGAUGAAAGCAUUGAUAACUGCUCUGUUCUUCUCAUACGGGGUCCUGGGUACUUGGCUGCUCUACACAACGUUUUAUACUUCAUCGAUCAUGGGCGUUAGACCGAUGCAGCUAGUCGCUUGGUUCUUACCUUUCGCAAUCGGAGGUUUGGUUCUGUCGGCUUUUGGAGGACUCAUCCUCCACAAGGCACCUGGUAAAGUCUUCCUCGCCAUUUCGGGCGCAGCGUGGGUGUUGGCACCGUUGUUAUUAGCUAUUGCUCCACCAGGUGCAUCGUACUGGGCGUUCAUCUUUCCUGCUAUGAUAUGCGGUACUAUAGGCAUCGACAUCACCUACAACGUUGCCAAUGUAUUUAUAACAACAAAGUUGGCUGAGAGAGAACAGGGACUUGCUGGGGCUGUUUGUAACAGCAUCUUAUUUCUGGGCGUCAGCUUCUUCCUAGGCUUUGCAGACUUGACUGCCCAGCAGACCGAAGCAUACGGCCUCCGCAAAAGCUACCAGGCUGUCUUCUGGUACGCAGUAUGUUGUGCAGCAGUUGCCCUUGUCCUCAUAUUGACAUUUGUCAACGUGGAAGCCGCGAGGACUGAAGAACGAGCAGAUGACCAACUGGAGUCAGGGUCCAUAAGAGAGUCCUGAGCUCUCUAUGGUAUUGGCAGUAUACAUGUGGAGCUCGUAGAGCCCCUGGCCAAUCAUGGAUAAUGUGCAGUAUAACCUAGAUAGCUCUCCAAAUCUCCAGGACUGGCAAGCAUACAUUACUCGCAAUCGGAUG
This is a messenger RNA of Pseudovirgaria hyperparasitica, 1986 nucleotides long. RefSeq names its product MFS general substrate transporter. Gene Ontology annotation, molecular function: transmembrane transporter activity. Gene Ontology annotation, biological process: transmembrane transport. Gene Ontology annotation, cellular component: membrane. The transcript is spliced from 2 exons. The record is from RefSeq and is a predicted model, not a curated record. Lineage: Eukaryota; Fungi; Ascomycota; Dothideomycetes; Acrospermales; Acrospermaceae. Bases 315 to 1853 code for a protein of 512 amino acids.